AUGGAGUCUACAACAGCUGUAGACGUCUCGCGUGAACUAGCCGUUAUGUUCAGCAGAUAUGGUGUUCCUCAUGCCAUCAAAGCAGACAAUGCACCUCAGUUGAGUGGGCAGUGCGGAGAUUUUAAAGAAUUUUGUCAAACACAUGGUGUUCAAAUCUGGAAUACAAUUCCAUACUGGCCGCAAUCCAACGGAGAAGUCGAGAGGCAAAACCGUUCAAUAUUAAAACGUCUCAAGAUAUCCCAAGAACUUGGCAAAGACUGGAGAGCUGAGUUGCGAAAAUACUUGCUUACCUAUCAUGCAACUCGUCAUCCUACUACUGGAAAAUCACCAGGGGAGCUGAUGUUCGGUCGAAGAAUGAAUACUACGCUUCCAACGAUUUCAAUUUUUUCUGAAGAUGAAGCGGUACGUGAACAGGAUGCGGUAGUAAAACAAAAAGGCAAAGAAUAUGCUGAUCACAAGAGGAGAGCCAAGGACAGUGGCAUUGAAGUUAAUGAUCAUGUGCUUGUAAAACGGAUGAGGAAGAAUAACAAAUUACAAACUGAGUUUUCAAAUGAAGAGUUUAUCGUUCGCGACAAAGCUGGGACCGACACCCUCAUUGAAUCCACCGUUACAGGAAAGAAAUACUCUCGAAGCUCUGCACAUUUGAAAAAGCUCAACAUUGAGAAACCGGAUAGUGAAACACAGAAUCUCGAAACAUUGGUUCCGGUAGAGUCGUCAACAAGUCUACCAUCGGUUGGUGUUGAUCAGUCUGAGAAGGAUACUAAAGUUGAAGAUGAGAUAACCACUAACGAAGAGCUUAAGGAAGUAAAGAAAAGAACAAGAGUACCACCAACAAAGUUUAAAGACUAUGUAUCGUUUGAAUAA
This is a messenger RNA of Uranotaenia lowii, 864 nucleotides long. RefSeq lists its product as uncharacterized. The record is from RefSeq and is a predicted model, not a curated record. The coding region runs from base 1 to 864 and encodes 287 amino acids. Gene Ontology annotation, biological process: DNA integration. The transcript has a single exon. NCBI's taxonomy places the organism in Eukaryota, Metazoa, Arthropoda, Insecta, Diptera, Culicidae. Gene Ontology annotation, molecular function: nucleic acid binding.